UUUUUCUCUGAGAAAGAGCCGUGCUCCGUGUGCACUGUCCGAGGAGGAGAGAGGAUGCUGAACAACAUAACAGACUGCGAGGAGGGAGAGGGGGGACCCAACAGCCAGGGUGAUGGUAACCCCAAAGAGAACAGUCCUUUCAUCAACAGCAGCGCAGCCAGCGAUGCGGAGAAGAGCCAGCAGUAUGACGGCAAGAACAUGGCUCUGUUUGAGGAGGAGAUGGAUACCAGUCCAAUGGUCUCCUCUCUGCUGGGCAGUCUGGCCAAUUACUCCAAUCUGCCAACAGGAAGCAAAGAGCAUGAAGAAGAAGAGUACAAUGAGGAGGGGGCACGUCCAUCCAAAAAACCUGUCAAGGCUCCACAGCUUGGCACUCUGAUGGGGGUGUACUUGCCGUGCAUCCAGAACAUCUUUGGGGUGAUCCUUUUCCUACGGAUGACCUGGAUGGUCGGGGUUGGAGGCGUCUUCGGCUCCUUCAUAAUCGUCUUUAUGUGUUGCUCCACAACCAUGCUCACAGCCAUCUCCAUGAGUGCCAUCGCCACAAAUGGAGUUGUACCAGCUGGAGGUUCAUAUUACAUGAUCUCUCGCUCACUGGGGCCUGAGUUCGGUGGAGCUGUUGGGAUCUGCUUCUACUUGGGGACGACUUUCGCAGGUGCCAUGUACAUCCUUGGCUGCAUCGAAAUUCUGCUGAUUUAUAUCAUUCCUCAGGCAGCCAUCUUCCAGAUUGAGGGUCUGGAGGGGGCGGAGGCGGAGGCGGCACUCCUCAACAACAUGCGGGUGUACGGCACCAUCGUCCUGAGCUUCAUGUCGCUGGUGGUGUUUGUCGGGGUGAAAUAUGUGAACAAGUUGGCACUGGUCUUCCUGGCCUGUGUCAUCCUCUCCAUCCUGUCUGUUUACGCUGGAGUCAUCAAGACCGCCAUCAACCCCCCUGUCUUCCCCGUCUGCCUGCUGGGGAAUCGAACCCUUCUCUCCAAAGGAUACGACGUGUGUGCAAAGGUCAUUGAAAUUGACAAUGAAACUUUCACCACCAAACUGUGGAGGUCCUUCUGUGAUUCCGACUCCCUCAAUGCCACGUGUGAUGAAUACUUCCUCAACAACAACGUCACCGAGAUACAGGGCAUCCCGGGGGUCACGAGCGGCAUCCUGGCUGAAAACCUGUUUGGUAACUACCUAGAAAAAGGGGUUUUCCUGGAAAAGCGCGGCCUUGUCUCAGAUGCGGAUCCGGACAGUCCCACCACCACCUCGAACCGCUACGUCCUGGCUGACAUCAGUAGCUUCUUCACCCUGCUGGUGGGGAUAUACUUCCCAUCUGUCACAGGCAUCAUGGCCGGCUCCAACCGCUCCGGCGACCUGCGUGAUGCUCAGAAGUCGAUUCCCAUCGGCACCAUCGCAGCCAUCACCACCACUUCUACUGUGUACAUAUCCAGUGUGGUGCUGUUUGGUGCCUGUAUAGAAGGAGUUGUCCUCAGGGAUAAGUUUGGUGAAGGGGUCAGCGGUAACCUGGUGAUUGGUACGCUGGCGUGGCCGUCUCCGUGGGUCAUUGUGAUUGGCUCCUUCUUUUCCACGUGCGGAGCUGGACUCCAGAGUCUGACGGGAGCUCCACGUCUGCUGCAGGCCAUCUCAAGGGACGGCAUCAUCCCAUUUCUCAGAGUGUUUGGCCAUGGCAAAGAAAAUGGAGAGCCCACCUGGGCCCUCCUGCUCACAGCCAGCAUCUGUGAGAUUGGCAUCAUCAUCGCCUCCCUGGAUUCAGUCGCACCCAUCCUCUCCAUGUUCUUCUUGAUGUGCUACAUGUUCGUCAACUUGGCAUGUGCGCUGCAGACAUUGCUGAGGACGCCAAACUGGAGGCCGCGCUUCAAGUUCUACCACUGGGCUCUGUCUUUCCUGGGUAUGAGUUUGUGCCUGUCGCUGAUGUUCAUCUGCUCCUGGUUUUACGCCAUUAUUGCCAUGGUCAUCGCCUCCUGCAUCUACAAAUACAUUGAGUUCCGCGGAGCUGAGAAGGAGUGGGGUGAUGGGAUACGUGGCAUCUCGCUUAGCGCCGCUCGCUUCGCUCUCAUGAGGCUGGAGGAGGGACCACCACACACCAAGAACUGGAGACCUCAGAUCCUGGUUCUGUUGAGUGUUGACGCCGAGCAGAAUGUAGAGCAGCCUCGUCUCCUGUCUCUGGCCAAUCAGCUGAAAGCGGGAAAAGGUCUGACGAUCGUUGGUACCUCAGUUCAUGGGACCUUCCUCGACAACUACACUGAGUCUCAGAGGGCCGACCAGUCUCUGCGUAAGCUGAUGGAGACGGAGAAAGUGAAGGGUUUCUCCCAGGUGGUCAUCUCCUCCAACCUGCGAGACGGGACGUCCCACCUGAUCCAGAUCGGAGGACUGGGAGGCCUGAAGCACAACACAGUAAUGGUCAGCUGGCCCCGCUACUGGAAGCAGCCCGAGUACCACCAGCAAUUCAGGAACUUUAUUGAGGUGGUCAGAGAGACAACUGUAGCCAGUCUGGCCUUGUUGGUUCCUAAGAACAUCUCCAGCUACCCGUCCAACGGAGAGCGCUUCACCGAGGGCCACAUCGAUGUGUGGUGGAUCGUCCACGACGGAGGCAUGCUCAUGCUCCUGCCCUUCCUGCUGCGCCAACACAAGGUUUGGAGGAAGUGCAAGAUGCGCAUUUUCACAGUCGCUCAGAUGGAUGACAACAGUAUCCAGAUGAAGAAAGACCUCAUCACCUUCCUGUAUCACCUGCGUAUCGAGGCUGAGGUGGAGGUGGUGGAGAUGCUUGAGGGCGACAUCUCGGCCUACACCUAUGAGAAGACACUGGUGAUGGAGCAACGGUCACAGAUCCUCAAACAAAUGCAUCUGACCAAGAAUGAGAAGGAGAGAGAGAUCCAGAGCAUAACGGAUUCAUCCCGUGGCUCCAUCCGACGUAAAAACCAGCCGAAGUUACAUUCCCAGCACAGCACUGAGGAGGGAACCAGCCUGGCAGAGAAACCUGAAGAGGAGUCUGUGGCUGUCUCCAACUCAAAACAGGUCCAGCUGAUCCACAGCAGGAACGCCUCAACGCCGACCAGCCCCACAAGCCCAACGAGCCCCACAAGCCCCAUGUCACCUGCAGGGGGGGCUGCCCCUUGGACUGACAACAAGGCUGCGGACAAGGGGAGGAACCAACCAGCAGCGAACCCAGAGUCAGGAAGGGACCUCUUCAACAUGAAGCCGGAAUGGGAGCACCUGAACCAGACGGAUGUGAGACGCAUGCACACAGCAAUGCGGCUCAAUGAGGUCAUCACGAAGAAGUCCAAGGAGGCGAAACUCGUCCUGCUCAACAUGCCCGGGCCACCGAAGAACCGUAACAACCUGACUAACCCCAUGGACAACGCAGUGUACAAGGACUACCCUCUCUUUACGGACAUCCAGGUCAUGAUAUUCCUCGGCUUCGGGUGCCUGAUGGCGUUUUUCCGCCUGUAUGGCUUCGGAGGGUUGGUUUUCAACUUCCUCACGGCCACUUUUGCCAUCCAGUGGGCCAUCCUGGUGCAGGGGUUCUUCCAGUUUAGCCACGAUGGCAAGAUACACCUCGGAGUGAUCAACCUGAUAUACGCAGAGUUUGCCUGUGCCGUGGUGUUGAUAUCUUUCGGGGCAGUGCUGGGUAAGACCAGUCCUUUGCAGCUGCUGGUCAUGGCUCUGCUGGAAGUGCCAGUGUUUGCAGCCACAGAAUGGGCCGUGCUGAAGUACAUCAAGAUUAAUGAUGCGGGAGGAUCUAUUCUCAUUCACCUCUUUGCCUGUUAUUUUGGCCUGGGUGUCACCUUUGUUCUCUACAGGCCUCACCUGAACGAAGGCCAUGACAAGGAGAACACCAGCUAUCAGUCUGACAUCCUGUCUGUGUUGGGGACCCUAUUCCUCUGGGUGUUCUGGCCCUCCUUCAACUCAGCGUUGACCCUGAAAGGAGACGACCAGCACAGAGCCAUCCUCCACACCUUCAUCGGCCUCAGCGCCUCCACGCUCACGGCCUUCGCUCUCUCUGCGAUGUUGAACAAAAAUGGUAAGAUCACCAUGUCUGAUGUUCAGAACGUCACGCUGGCCGGAGGUGUGACAGUCGGGGCGACUGUGGAUAUGAUGAUUUCACCUGCAGCUGCAUAUGCUCUGGGUAUACUGGGCUGUACUGCAUGCAUGCUGGGCUACAAGUACUUGAGCCCCUUCCUUGCAAAGCACUUCAGGAUCCAGGAUCAAUGUGGAAUACACAACUUGCACGGCCUUACAGGACUCAUAUCCUGUGCUGCAGGGAUAUGCGCUAUACUGGCGGCUAAUGAGGAAGUCUACGGCCCCAGUUUUUAUGAAAUCUUCACCCACAGAGCCCCAGUGGAGGGCGACCCCAAACUGCAAGAGCUGCAGAUGUUGAUCCCCGGUUUGCGGCCCGGUCUGGGGAGGACUGCCCGGGAACAGGCUCUGUUCCAGGUCGCAGCUGUGUUCUCCACCAUAGGACUGUCAGCACUGGGAGGCAUCCUCACAGGCUUCAUCUUAAAACUGCCGCUCCUCGCUCCUCCAUCGGAUGAUUUGUGUUUCGAUGAUAAGCUGUUCUUUGAUGUUCCUCCCGACUACCAUGCGCCGCUUAGACUCAAACACAAAACCAUCACUGAGGAUUCUACUGCCUGAGUGUCAUCAAUGAAUCUGUGUAUUAUAGUGACUAUUAAUCAAAUGUUUACAUCCAUUGCAUUGUACAUAAGUUACACUAGUGAUCAUGGACAAUAAUGAUAAAAUGCGAUGAUGAAAUGAAUGGUAGGUGUUCCCCAGUGAAAACAUACUGUUUGGGUCAUGUUUGACCCAUGUGUGUGAAAGUGAUGUAGAAAUACAAAAUGUAUGUUUGUUUAUAAAGUAAGAAAGGAAAAGGGAAAAUAAUGACUGCAAAGAUUCGUUUUCCUAACCAUAUUUCUAUUGAAUUUUCGAGUUUAUAUCAAAACGUAUACAGCAAUGAACCAAAAAUCUAAUGAUAAACGAUAUCCCUCAUACAGUCACAGGUUCACACACACACACACACACACACACACACACACACACACACACA
Messenger RNA from Platichthys flesus (European flounder), 5035 nucleotides. Its product is annotated as solute carrier family 12 member 5-like. The record is from RefSeq and is a predicted model, not a curated record. Gene Ontology annotation, cellular component: plasma membrane. Gene Ontology annotation, molecular function: ammonium channel activity; potassium:chloride symporter activity. Gene Ontology annotation, biological process: chloride ion homeostasis; chloride transmembrane transport; cell volume homeostasis. The transcript is spliced from 26 exons. The coding region runs from base 55 to 4626 and encodes 1523 amino acids. Lineage: Eukaryota; Metazoa; Chordata; Actinopteri; Pleuronectiformes; Pleuronectidae.